Molecule: messenger RNA, 2217 nt
Organism: Helianthus annuus (common sunflower)
Lineage: Eukaryota; Viridiplantae; Streptophyta; Magnoliopsida; Asterales; Asteraceae
Exons: 3
Coding region: 1-2217 (738 amino acids)
Biological process (GO): DNA repair; telomere maintenance
Molecular function (GO): DNA helicase activity
Source: RefSeq, a predicted model, not a curated record
AUGCCUUUGCAGUAUCCGUUAUUGUUCCCGUACAGAGAGACCGGGUUCCACGAGCGCAUACGCUACCAUGACAACACCGGACGUCGGGCGACUAAACGACAAUGUGUCACGAUGCGGGAAUACUACUGCUACAGAAUCCAUUAUCGCAACAAUGAAGGCACCACCCUGUUAAGAGGCGGUCGUUUAUUCCAACAAUAUUUGGUUGACUCAUACGCGGCCAUCGAAGAACAAAGGUUGCGCUGGAUGAGGAAUAACCAAAAUGAGCUGCGCGUUGAACUCUAUCAUAAUGUUUGUGACGCUGUGACGCGUGGGGAUACAAAUGCUGAGGCUAUCGGACAACGUAUAGUUUUGCCAUCAACCUUUACGGGCAGUCCAAGAUAUAUGAUCCAAAAUUACCAAGAUGCCAUGGCUCUGUGCCGUGCUUUUGGGAACCCCGACCUAUUUGUAACAUUUACAGCUAACCCAAAAUGGCCUGAAAAUCGAAGACAUGUUGUUUACACAAUUGAGUUUCAAAAACGAGGCCUACCACAUGCGCACCUUUUAUUGUGGCUCGAAAAUUCUGCCGCGUCUCGCACGCCUACUGGUAUAGAUGAUUUGAUUUCAGCCGAGAUCCCAUCGAAAAUUGACGAUCCAUCCGGCUAUAAGGCUGUGACAGAUUACAUGUUGCAUGGUCCAUGUGGGAAUGAUGCGCGCAGUGCUCCGUGUACAACAGAUGGUAAAUGCAUGAAACACUUUCCAAAACCAUUUUAUCGAGAAACGACAAUUGACGAAGACGGUUACCCGGUUUAUCGACGACGAGAUACCAAGAUUUUCUUUAUGAAGGGCAAAACGAAGCUUGACAACCGGUUUGUCGUCCCAUACAACCGUUAUCUCCUCUUAAAGUACGAAUCGCACAUCAAUGUUGAAUGGUGCAACCAGUCCCGAGCAAUAAAAUACCUGUUUAAAUACUUAAACAAGGGGCCAGACAGGGCUACAAUGGUUGUUCAGGAAAACAUUGGCAAUGAUGGUGAAAGGCGUACACAACAGAUUGUUAAGGUCGAUGAGAUUAAAAACUAUUUGGAUUGCCGGUACUUAUCACCGUGUGAAGCUGUGUGGAGAAUGCUUGCAUUUCCUAUACAUUACUCAUUCCCAUCCGUCAUGAAGCUAACGUUCCAUACACCUAACCAACAUCUAAUCACGUUACGUGAUUCGGACAGCUUACCAGCCCUGUUAAACCGGGACGGGAUACGAGACACAAUGUUCACCCAAUGGUUUGCGCUGAACAGCAGAGAUGCAGCGGCAAGAGAGUUUACGUACGCCGAGAUACCUACAAAGUAUGUGUGGCAAGAGGAUAACAAGGUAUGGAAAACGCGGUUGGAACGGCCAGCCAUUGGGCGGAUUGUGUAUUGCAAUCCAGCAGCUGGGCCAAAGUAUUAUUUAAGGAUGUUGUUGGGAAUUGUCAGAGGGCCCCGAAGUUUUGAAGAAAUAAAAACGGUCGACGGAGUCGUGUAUGAAACGUUCAAAGAAGCCUGCUAUGCGUACGACUUACUUAAUGAUGACAAGGAGUGGAAUGACGCUCUUUCAGAGUCUAAAUUAUGGGCGUCCGGUUCCCAGCUACGGGAAUUGUUUGUUACCAUAUUGUUGUUUUGCGAAGUGAACCGCCCGGCACAAUUGUGGGCACAGAAUUGGGAGAUACUAUCUGAUGAUAUUUUAUACAUGAAACGUAGGCUCUUCAUGUUUCCGGGAUUACAUUUAUCGGACGACCAGCUUAAGAACUACUGCCUGAUUGAACUAAAUGAACUAUUGGAGAAAAAUGGAAAAUCGUUGGUUGAUUUCACAGAUAUGCCACAAACAGAUACGUCGCUCCUCGAUAAGAUGGAUAAUCGUCUAAUCAGGGAAGAGUUGAGUUACAAUAAAAAAAAGUUGACAGACGAACACGAUCAAUUAUAUGCAUCACUAAACACGGAACAAACGGUCAUAUACGACACAGUCAUUGAUUCUGUUAUCACCCGAAAAGGAGGGUUUUAUUUCGUGUAUGGUCCGGGUGGGACAGGCAAGACUUUCCUGUACAGAGCCAUCCUGUCACGCUUAAGAUCGAUGGGCCUGAUUGCCCUUGCGGUUGCAUCUUCAGGUAUCGCAUCCCUUCUAUUACCCGGUGGUCGGACAGCUCAUAGCCGCUUCGCUAUCCCUUUAGAAUUACUUAACAAUAGCACGUGUGCCAUCAAACAAAAUACCUAA